ACAUAGCUUCUUCAGCUUCGCAAACCCAGCAGUCGAGAAAAACCUUAGAGAGGAAAAUGGAAGAAGAAAACCAAAAUGGGGAGGCGCCCCCAAAAUUCCCAGCAUUUCCUUACAAACCCUACGCCAUCCAGAUCGACUUCAUGAACGCUCUUUAUCACUCUCUCAACCAAGGCGGCCUCUCCAUGCUCGAAAGCCCCACCGGGACUGGUAAAACUCUAAGUAUCAUUUGUAGUGCUUUGCAAUGGGUGGUCGAUAAGAGGGAGCAAGAGAAAUUGAAAAAAGAGGUUGAAACUGACAAUAGUAGUGCUAAAGGUGGUGAAUUUGGCUCCGAUGAUGAACCUGAUUGGAUAAGGAAUGCUGUUAUUAACAAUGACAUUCAGGGUGAGGAGAAGAAGUCUAGGAAGAAGGAUAAAUUUGGGAGUGGAUUUCGCAGGGCCGAUAAGAGAAAGAACCAUGCAAAUUGUACUGAUUUGUUCUCUCGGCGUGUUGAGGAAGAGUCUUGCACAAAGAAGGAGGGAAAGAGUUUGCAAGUGAGCAGUGAUGCUGUGGAUUUGAAUGAUGAGGAGGAGUUUUUGCUGGAAGAACAUGAAAGUGAUGAGGAAGGUGUUCCAUGUGCUAGGAAGUCGAAGAGGAAGGUUGCUGGGGUUUCUCUUAGUUCGUCAAGUGACGAGGAAGAUGGAGCAGAUGGGUCUAGUGAUGAUGAUGAAGAUGAGGGGGAAGAGAAGUUGAAGGUUUAUUUUUGUAGUCGGACACAUUCACAGCUUUCACAGUUCAUAAAGGAGUUGAGAAAGACAGUCUUUGCUAAUGAGAUGAAGGUGGUUUGUUUGGGCUCAAGGAAGAAUUUCUGCAUUAACCAAGAGGUAUUGAAACUUGGAAACUCAACUCGCAUCAAUGAACGCUGUUUGGAACUUCAGAAAAACAAGAAUAAGGAAGUUUCUAAAAUCAAGAGCAUAGGUGCAGGAGGAAGGAUUCGCAGGAACAAGGCUUCUUGUGGAUGCCCAAUGCUUAGGAAACAUAAACAACAGAAAGAAUUCAAGAGCAUGAUGUCUCAACUCGGUGCCUUGGAUAUUGAAGAUCUUGUUCAUCAGGGAAGGAACAUGAGGUGUUGUCCAUAUUAUGGCUCCCGAAGCAUGGUUCCUGCUGCUGAUCUGGUGGUUCUACCAUAUCAAUCUCUUCUUUCAAAAGCAUCCCGCGAAUCACUUGGUCUGAAUCUAAAGAACAAUAUUAUUAUCAUAGAUGAGGCCCACAAUCUAGCUGACUCCUUAAUCAGCAUGUAUGACUCAAAAAUCACUUUGUCACAGCUGGAAGAUGUGCAGUGCAAUAUUGAAAAGUACUUUGCAAGGUUUAGCAAUCUCUUGGGACCUGGAAACCGCAGAUACAUCCAAACGCUCACAGUGCUCACUCGGGCUUUUCUUCGAGUUUUGCUCAAUGAGGACACCGGUUAUGAAGGUUCUUGCCAUGAUACUGAAAACUCUUCUGGAGAAAAUGGCGUGCCUACUUCCUCUAUGGCCAUCAAUGAUUUUUUAUUUUCACUCAAUAUAGACAACAUCAACUUGGUUAAAUUGCUUGAGUAUAUAAAGGAAAGCAAAAUCAUGCACAAGAUCAGUGGAUAUGGGGAUAAACUAGCCAGCUUUGAAAAAAGCUUGCCACUUGAUGGUAGUGAAGAAAGAAGCACUCUGUCCAGUUUCCAGGCAUUAGCUGAUUUUUUGCUAUCACUGACAAACAAAGAUGGUGAUGGGAGGAUUAUCAUUUCACGGACUAAACCAACAUGCUCUGGGCAGCAAGGGGGAUACAUCAAAUAUGUUAUGCUCACAGGGGAGAAGAUAUUUUCUGAGAUUGUGGAACAGGCACAUGCUGUGCUACUGGCUGGGGGAACUCUGCAACCCAUAGAAGAAACGAGGGAGCGGCUUUUUCCUUGGUUACCACCGAACCAGUUGCAUUUCUUUUCAUGUAGCCACAUUGUUCCUCCAGAGAGCAUUUUGCCAGUUGCAGUUGCUCGUGGCCCUUCUGGUCAGCCGUUCGAUUUUAGUUACAGCUCUAGAAGGUCAUCAAUCAUGAUACAGGAGCUAGGGCGUUUGGUUUGCAAUUUGGUGACAGUGGUUCCUGAAGGAAUCGUUGUCUUCUUCUCUUCAUUUGAUUAUGAAGGAGAGGUGUACAAUGCAUGGGAGGCUUCAGGCAUCCUCGAUAGAAUUGAGAAGAAGAAGCGUCUAUUUAGAGAGCCUAGGAAGAAUACAUAUGUAGAAUCUGUUCUGAAGGAGUACAAGGAAACAAUUGAUACCUUGUCUUCAGGAGAAAGGAAAGAAAAUCCUUUUCAGAGUGGUGCCAUACUUCUUGCUGUUGUUGGUGGUAAGAUAUCGGAGGGCAUAAACUUGAGUGAUGGGAUGGGUCGGUGUAUAGUCAUGGUUGGACUGCCCUAUGCGAGCCUUUCUGAUGUUGAGCUGAUGGAGAGGGUGAAGCACAUUGAAGGAUUGGGAAAUUCAAAUUCGAUUAAGAUGACCAAUUCUUUACGUGGUAAUGAACUUUACAGUGGAGAAGCACAUGAAGGAUUUGAUAUCCUCCGAAGUUGCAGACACAGAGGAAAAGAAUAUUAUGAGAAUCUUUGCAUGAAAGCUGUGAACCAGUCCAUCGGUAGAGCAAUCCGGCAUAUAAAUGAUUAUGCAGCAAUUUUACUAGUUGAUACACGCUAUGCAGCUGAUUCCUCAACACGGAAUUUCAGGCAUCCAACUAGCAAGCUCCCACAGUGGAUAAAGGAUCGUUUCGUUGCUUCAGGUGAUUACGGUCAACUUCAUAGGAUGUUGCAUCAGUUUUUUAGUUAUAACAAAAAGAGAUGAUCUCAGCUGUAAGCUAUAGAUUCCAAGAAGUUGAUGACAGCUGAGACUGUGAGAUAAGAAUGCAGUAGUAGUUAAAUCUUACAAAGCUUUGAUUGUAUUAUAACUUUGUGAGCAGCAAAUUUUGUCCAACUAGACCAAAAUGCAAUCUGAUAUAUAGUUGAACAUUUAUAGAAUUUCAGGCUUCUUAACGCA
Molecule: messenger RNA, 3023 nt
Organism: Rosa rugosa (rugosa rose)
Lineage: Eukaryota; Viridiplantae; Streptophyta; Magnoliopsida; Rosales; Rosaceae
Exons: 9
Coding region: 57-2831 (924 amino acids)
Biological process (GO): establishment of sister chromatid cohesion; nucleobase-containing compound metabolic process
Cellular component (GO): nucleus
Molecular function (GO): DNA helicase activity; ATP binding; DNA binding
Source: RefSeq, a predicted model, not a curated record